Molecule: messenger RNA, 522 nt
Organism: Plasmodium adleri (nom. inval.)
Lineage: Eukaryota; Apicomplexa; Aconoidasida; Haemosporida; Plasmodiidae
Product: cutA, putative
Exons: 5
Coding region: 1-522 (173 amino acids)
Biological process (GO): response to metal ion
Molecular function (GO): copper ion binding
Source: RefSeq, a predicted model, not a curated record
AUGUAUAUACUUAACAUUUUGAUAAUGUUUUUUACAUUAUUUCUGAGAGCAGAAAAAAGGUGUAAGAAAUUAAUUUCAUAUCCUCUUUUUUUAAACAAUAUUUUAAAUUUCAAUAAGCUAACUAAAAAUAAUUGCUUCAAUAAAUACAAUAAUAAAUUUCAAAGAAAAUAUCAUAUAAAAAAUAAAAUGGAAAAUCAGGAUUCUCCAUUCAUAGCAGUGUAUGUUACAACCCCAAGUAAGGAGGUAGCUGAAAAGAUAUCUUAUGUAUUAUUAGAAGAAAAAUUAGUAAGUUGUGUAAAUAUUAUUCCUGGUAUUCUUAGUUUAUAUCAUUGGAAAGGAGAAAUAGCAAAAGACAAUGAAGUAUUAAUGAUGAUAAAAACAAAAAAACAUCUUUUUGAAGAAAUUUUAAAAUUUGUAAAAUCCAAUCAUCCAUAUGAAAUACCAGAGGUUAUUGCUGUUCCUAUAGAACAUGGAAGUAAAGAUUAUUUAGAUUGGGUAAACAAUUCAGUCAAGAAAAUAUAA